Symbiodinium sp. CCMP2456 is the source of this 2253-nucleotide messenger RNA. The record is from the annotation of a GenBank genome assembly. Lineage: Eukaryota; Dinophyceae; Suessiales; Symbiodiniaceae.
AUGGGUUCCUUUCACCGUCACCGCUCGCUUAGCACAGCGACGGCGGGCUCGGGCUGGGCCUUGGCGGGCCUGGGCCACUGCGGCGGCUCCGGCGGCGAGAGCUGGGAGCUCCAACGCUUGGAGACGAAUCUGCGGCGAUGCCUCCAGCGCUGCCAGGAGCUGGCGCGCUGCUCCCACGUCUCCUUCUUGGACACGACGGUGGUCAGGGAAGGAAGCCGGGGCUUGACCUGGGGACUCUGCUGGAUCUACGCUGCGUGCCCCAAGCUCCUCAGCACUUUGCCCGGCUUUGCCACCUUCCGCAGACAGCGCCGUAAUGACGACGCUCGCAAGGAGCAAGCGGAGCAAGCGGAGCAAGCUGCCCCGCGAUCGUCCUCUGCUGGCAGCCAAUGGGGAGCUGCAGUCGCUGAAGCGACCGCGCAGACUCCGCACGUGCAGGUGACUUUGGCGCUCAGCCCCUCGCUGGCGGAGUCCUUGCAAGAUCGCUUCGAGCACCGGCAGCUCUGCGUGGCUCCUGGCGGCGGAGCUGGCGCUGGCGGAGCUGGCGCCAGGCCGAGGCUCCUGGCGAAGGCUCCCGGCUGCGGACUGGGACUGGAGGAGGAGGAGCACGCUCUCUUCGAGGUGAGAAGAGUCGAGGUCGAGGGCGUGUCUGGGGCGUCUCGGGCGUCUCGGGCGUCUCGGGUCCAGGUGGGUCCCCAUGAGUUGGUCUCCGUUUUCGUGGAGAUCUCUUGGAAGGGCUACAAGCUCUGCGCGGAAGGCGAGGAGAUCUCCUUGUCCCGCUGCGACGGGCCUUUGCAUUCCUCGCUUUGGGAGCUCCAGAGGGCCGGCGAGGGCCACGAGAGCCUUCCCAGCGAGCCUUGCCUUUGGCUCAGGAGCGCUGAGGCCGAGGCCCAGCAGGACGAAAGGAGCGAGCUCGGCGGCCGCUACUUGGCCCUCCAGGACUCUCGGCUGCAACUGCGGAGCCGGGGAAGCGGCGGCUGCUGGCACUUGGGGCAGAAGCAAACCUGGACGGAGCAGCACUUCCAGGCGGCGGAGGAGCCGGAGGAGGCUUACUGGUCCUUCGGACCCACGGACAUGACGGAGAAGACCCCCGUGGUCUGGCUGAUGGCCUCGAAAAGCUACCGCUUCCUUCUGGAGAGGUUAAAGCUCUCCUUCAGGCAGGCCGGAGAGGCUGUGAGAGUGCAGGUGCGUUGGGUGCCGGACAUGAAGGACACCAAGUUGGAGGGCUUCAAACUCAUGGGCUCCCUGUCGCCGAGCUACAAAGUCUUCUAUUUCAACUACGCCAAGUACCUCUUCCUCUUCGAGGCUUUGCUGGAAGCUGAGACGGCCUUCUCGGAGACACCGCUGCUAGUGGUCAUGGACUUGGACGUCCAGGUCUUUCCGGGCUGGACGAGCACUCUGCGCCGCUGCUUGGCAGAUGAUGGACUGACGCAGAGCGAGGAGGAAGAGGAAGGGACGCCUGGGACGCCUGCUGCUGCGCUUCCAAAAGGGGCGGAGGUGUGCUUCUUGCAGCAGGCGGCCUUUGGGGACGGGCGCUUGCAGCAGGCCAACAGCGGUGUCCUGGUCUUCGGCGGAACGAAGACGAAGAAGGAGAGUCAGAGAUCCUCUUUGGGGAGCUUCGGCGCCUUGUUGGGUGCCUUGGUGUCGCGGCUGCAAAGUCAGGAGAUCUUCGCGCAGCUCCUGCCGAACGGAGAGCCGGUGGCCUUCGAGCAGCUGCAUUUGAACUACGUCCUGAACUUCAUCCGAAAGCGAGCGGAGGCAGCGGAGCGUGGCGGCGGGAAGAUGAGCCUUGUCCGCUGGGGGAUCUACUCGCCCCUGGUGGCCUACGCCGGGAUGUUCCUCACACACGCCAUCCUCACGGACACGGUGCAUCAUGCCACGGCCAGCAAUGUGAAUCUCAAGGAGAAGCUCCGGUUUCUGGAAGCGGCCAAGCUCAUGUCGGAGGACUUCAGGCAGCUCUGCCCGCUGAACUUUGAGGGGAAGCUGUCUCAAAGCGGGCCUUUGGAAGAGUUCUGCUUCUAUUUCACGGCCAAAGAUCCUCACUUCGGGCCCUUGCUCCCGCACCACAAGCUCUUCCAAGGCUUCUCCGAAACAGAUAACGAAGUGGUCCUCAACCAUCUGAUGGAGAGGGCGAAGGGCCGCAAGGCUUGGAUCCAGCUGAUCAUCCACUUCAACGAGCGUGCCUACAAGCGCUGGUGCAAGGCACGGCAGAACACCUCGGAAACGCUUCGAAAGCUCCUGGAACUGCAAUACUGA